This is a messenger RNA of Homarus americanus (American lobster), 6205 nucleotides long. RefSeq lists its product as uncharacterized. Lineage: Eukaryota; Metazoa; Arthropoda; Malacostraca; Decapoda; Nephropidae. The record is from RefSeq and is a predicted model, not a curated record.
CUGUUGCGCAGUAAACACCUGGACCUCCUGAGUAUUCGGGAAUUUUGUGUUGUGACACUUAUACGUGAUGAAUUCUAUGAGAACUAUAUUGUCAAGGAGGAUUUUUUUCAUUGUAACAUUUUAGGAAUAAUGAACAUCAUUUCUGCAGUUGUUUCAGAUUGUGAAGCUGUAGCGCCAGGUGACAGACAAGGCUUGUGGCAGUCAUGCGGGGUGUGCCAGUCUUCCCCUUGUGGGUGCUCUUAGCCCUCCUUGUUACCCUCAGCUUCUCGCGGGCUCAGGUGGGUCUGCGGACGGCGCCCCUCACUGCUCCAAGGGCGCGGGAAGUCUCUAGCAACGAUGGCGGUGGCUUGGGUCUCUUUUCUAAGUGGUCAGCGAUGGACCUGCACAAGAACCGCUCCAGCAGUAUCGAGAGCUCCUUGGCGGCCAUCUUCCGUGGUGUGGCCUAUGGCCUGUCUACCAUCCCUUCCUCGACCACUUCCACCACCACUACCACCACCACCCUGCCCCCCAAGCGCCACACUACUCCCUCCACAACACUAUUCCUGGAAUUCAGGGGCACUCUGAACCUGACUGGACUGACUUGGAGGGAAUCUUGUUCGAGACGGCGUUUGAAGACCUUCCGGCAGAAUAUACCGACAUGCUUCCCGACGCUAUAGAUGGUGGAGGUGGUGCGGGCGGGCACGGGCGUGGAGCUGAGCAAGGCGGCGUGGGUACGUGCACUGGGUGUGGCAUGGGUGGUGCACGUGUACUGCGCCGCAGGGAUGUACAGUUUGCUUGCAGUACUAGCACUCCUGUGGCUCUCAAGGGUGCACGCCGCCACACGUCUCCUGCCACGCGGGUACUACAUCACACUACACCUGCUCAUGUUCCUUGCUGCUUUCCUUCGCUGUGCCCACUUGUUUCAUGAUCCGUAUGGGGCCGAGCACAAGCUGCCUGAGGCUCUAGCGGCUGUCGUGGAAGAGAUCGGGUGGCCUUGUCUCACCGCGUCCAUAGCUCUGGUGGUGAUGGCCGUGGUGCAGGCGUGGCGCUGCCCCCCACACCUCCCUCCUCGGCAGCAAGCCCCCAUCGCCCUCGCUGUCAUUACAGUCUUCCAUCUUAUGGUGUCUAUCUGUGCCCACCUGUUCUCAGUUGUGUUUCCGGAACACUCGGGUCCGCUGCGGGCCGCAUCACGAACGGCAACAGCGGCAUGGGGCGGUGUCAUCGGUUUCGGAAGCUUUUUGGCUGUUUGUCGCGUCGCUCAAGCGACCCGACACCGCCAUGGACCUGACAGUGAUGCUGAGCCGCGACUCGGUGAGGGACGGCACAACACCCCCGCGCUGCUCUUAUACAUGGUAUUCAUCUCUUUAAUAGCAGCAUUUGUCCAGGUAAUCCUGGCGGCCCUACACCUAUACGGACUCCUCGGUCCUCACUACGUCUCCCAGCUGCCGCCCGCCCACCCCUGGCACUGGCUGGCCUUCCAGAGCACCUGCUGCUUACUGGAGCUCUUGGCCUGGGUGCUAUUGGCUCUUAUUUCCUUGUUAACAGUGGGAGGUACCCCGGUAAAGCGCGAGUCCCGCAAAGAAGGAAGGCUGUUAUCUGUGUUGUGGUGUGGGUGGUGCGGGAGCUGUGUCACCCAGGGGGCACCAGAUAACGAGGUUUUUUCCAGUGCUUGCCAGACCAGCCAGGCUGUGAGGAGCUACACGUUGCAGAACAGUGCUAACACCGUCCCACAUGAGGCGCUGAGCCACUCCCAUUCACCACGACACGUAACAACCACGUCCCUCCACAAACCAGCUCCGUUUCGUCCCACAGCUCCCGACGUCCACUUGUUGUGGAGUCACAGCCGCACCCAAGACGCUUUCUCCUCAAGUUGCUCCUCCAGACCUUCCUCUAUGGUGUUUAACGACACAAAUCUCGGGAGGUUUAAGAGAUCAAUGAAUCCUCAGAGUGGAAUGUCUGAGGCUCCGCAAAGAUCUCUCCAGAAUUUGGAAGCCCAAAUUGGGACAAAGAAAUCAAGUUUGUCACAGAAGACAACCCAGCAAGAUGCACCAGCCUAUGAUCAACACCUAUACUACAGCGUGCCCAGAGCCAAGGUCAAUUCUCCCGUUAAACCCAUUACUUCUCCGGGUUCGGGGCUACGGGACAACCGUUUCGAGCAUCACCUGCAAAACCACCCAUGUGCUGACCUGGACAGCGCGGCGAGCGAAGCCGGUCAGUCAAGGAGCGAUGUCGUGAGUAUGACGGACAACAGUUCUACGGACGCGCUCUCCUCAGCAGUGGUGGGCGACAACGACUCCCAAAUAUACCAGCACCUGUUCUCUAUCAGCGCGGCCAACAGCUUCGACGUCCGUAUGUGUGAUGAUUCUGAUGUACCUUACUACCAGAUUCCUUACACUGCCUCACCACACGUGAAUCCGUCAGGGCAUCAACAGUCCCCACCUCCUCAUCUUCCCCAUCACAGUGUCCUGCAGGGAGAAUUCACGGGUGGCGUACACGGUUCUAUAUUACGGCAGGCUGACCAAGUAAGACCUUAUCAAGCUUCCCGCACGUCUUCCCCCGCCUCCAGCCAACAGAAUGAGCACCGUUCACGACCUACACACGACCUCCAGACUCGUGGAUCCCACCCUGAGCUCGUUGCCCCUGCCAGUCCACCUCACUGUCAUCAGCGUAUUCCUGGGGAUCCCAAGUGGGACUCUCCGGGCACACAGUGGCCUCCUCAGAGUAUCCACAGGGGCCUCAAAAGUGCUCAGACGGACGCCCCAGUUCACUUGCAAAGCACCAGAAACACUGACGAAUCAUCCAAGAUAGAAAGAAAAUUGCCCGAGUUGUCACAGUCUGAUAACCUUCCACAGCUUAAUUCCAGACACCUCGUAAAGGUAGUUAUGAGAGACUCCUCCCAAAGUAGCGCUGGCAACACUAACGUCGAGGAUCUAGGCUUGUCUUCAGUGCCACAAAAGUGCCACCGAGCUCAGCAAACCCACCAUCGUCGUCGGAGUGGCAGGGGUGAGAAGGUUCGUCCGUGUGGCCACCUUCCACGCACCAGGCAGGAGUCUCCUGGUGUAGGUGCCACAACACCAGCCGUCCAAGGCCAAGACAACCUCCAGAGUGACCAGCUGCACGAUGGUCCACAAGAUGAGGCGUCGUCAACAGCUGAUGGUGCGACUCAGACCGACGUCAACACUGUAUCAUCAGCGUCGCCUUCUUCAUCUCGUCCAGGGUCCUCCUUGGGGUCACAUUCAGACCUCCCAUCAGAAGGUGUCGACUCUGAGAACGAGGUCACUCAUGGAAUUCACGAAUACCCCAAAAGUGAAGCGCGAGAUUGGCAGACCCCGGGCUGCCCCCAAGAAGGCAUGAAUACCCUCGACCAGCACCCAGGCCAAGUUACAACCCCUGACACAAGUAGUGGUGAACAGUCAACAGUGUGUGUGUGUGUGUGUGUGUGUGUGUGUGUGCGUGUGACAUACUUGUGCUCAGAGUGCGGGGAUGGCUAAUCCACACCCUUGUGAUAAUUUCCUUUUUAAAUCCCUUUGCUACACCUUGCUUCUCUCUGUUCCACGUAUACGUAAGAAAAAUCCGACUGGUUGUUACUACACUCCAUUGACAUAAUAGUAAUACCAUUAUCUCGAGUUCAUCUUAGUAAUUUAUACGAAAUAAUCCUAUUAACCCUUCAAUCUAUUCCAAUAACAGAUACGGACCUAGAUAAUCCUGGAAGAGGCAAAGCCGUAGAAAAACAACAAUAGCAUUACCGUACAAAAGAAAAAAACACACAGUUUCAUCUCCAAAGUGAUCAUGAGUGUAAAUGUAAUAACUCAUAAAUUUUAAAUACGGGAAUAAACAAUACGAAAAGUGCAUAAGAAAAUAUAUAAAAAAAUCAAUUUUUUUUUUACAUAUAAAGAGAUUAGUGCAUUGACCGCGGUAGGUUGGGAUUCCUCUCUAUGUCUCACUUUACGUUUGUUCAUAAAAAAAACAAGACGCGAAUUCUUUAUGUUAGAUCUAUAAGUCAUAUAUUAAGUGUGAUAUAUAAAGAGAUGUUUUCAAGUUCCAAAAUGAAGGGCCACAUGUGAUAAUCAUAGGUUGUAUUAGGUGUGUGUUUGUGUGUCCGUCUGUGAUGAUGUUCUUACAGAUGGAAAAGUAUCUUGAGUUAUAUAUUAAGCAGAUGUAUGAAUAUAAUAAUGAUAACAAUAAUAAUAACUGCGCUUCAACUAUAAGAGCUGACUUGAGUGAUUAAAACAAAGUGUGUAGUUUAAAUACCACACAUGACCGAGAAUAUAUUAAAACUAACCUUAAACCCUCUACCAUAAAGAGAAGGUUUAAGUAACACACUAUAGACGAUAUAUAUAAAAUAGACUUAAACCAUUUCUCACGACCUAAAACAAUUUAUUAUAAGCAAAACCCACAUGAGACUUAAAACAGACAUCUUAAAAUUAGACAUAUCACAAUUAAGUCAUAAUACAGACUUUCACACAAGAUAUAAAAUAUAGAUUCAUAUACGAAAAUUAUAUAAGCUCGGCAUAAUCCCUAAAAAAAAUAAUACAACUUAUUUUUUACCGAUUUUACCAAUAUUAUAUAAUUUAUUUCCUAUAUAAUUUUGUACAUCCUAUGUCUUACCUUAGUAUCUUCAAUGUCAUAUAUUAUAGUCAGUAAUAUAGGUCAAACUUCACUUACAGUAUAUAUUGAGGUUAAGGUGAAUCAUCAAUAAGCACCAAGUCACAUAAAUGUCAUCACUUAUAUUAAAUGUCACGAGUCUUGACAUUACUGAUAUGACAAGAAGAAGAAAAUAGUGAUAUCGGUAUAAAAAAAAAUGCUUGGCGAUAACAGCGACUUGAAAAUGAUUUAAUAUCGGCUCCAUAAAAGUUUCGAUAUCGGGUUGACUAAAUUACCUAACAUUGUCUUAAUAGAUUGAUAGAACCUAUGAAAUCGAAACAAGAAGAAAUACCUGAAAAUACACUACAAUAUCGGGUAAAUAAACACACAAGUGAUAUCGGCCUUUUACCCAAUUUGCAAUGAGUUAAAACGAGUGAUAUCGGGUUCAUAUAUUUUGCGAUAUUAGCCGAUUAAAAAAGAAGUGUCAAAACUGCUAUAUCACCUAAUCAAACUACCUGACCCCGGGUUCAUUAAUUUACUUUGUCAACAGAAUACGACUCAUUAUAUUCACUAAUUAAAAUAAAUCGUGUAAUCAACAUAAGUAAAAAUGGGGAUUUAUUGACGAAAUUAAACAUAGGAUAUCAAGUAAAUCCUUUGAUGACGAUGGUUUAACCCCUAUGAGGAUGAUGGUUUAACCCUUUGAGGACGAUGGUUUAAUCCUUUAAAGAUUAUGAUUUAAUCUUUUGAGGACUAUGGUUUAACCUUUUGAGGAUGACGAUUUAACCCGCUGAGGAUGAUGGAUUAACUCUUUGAGGAAGAUGUUUCAACCCUUUAAGGAUGACGGUUUAACCGGUUUUAGGAUGAUGGUUUAACCCUUUGAGGAUGAUGGUUUAACCCUUUGAGGAUGAUGGUUUAACCCUUUGAAGACGAUGGCUUAACCCUUUGAAGAUAAUAGGUUAACCCUUUGAAGAUGAUGGUUUAACCCUUUAAGGAAGAUGUUUUAAUCUUCUAAUGAUUAUCGUUUGGCUAACCCUUUGAAGACAAUAGCUAAACCCUUUACAAACGAUAGCUUAACUCCUUAGGAGGAAGGUUUAAUCCUUUGAGGGAGAUGGUUUUAACUCUUUGAAUACGAUAGCUUAACUCUUUACACAUGAGCGUUUAAACCUUUGAAUACGAUAGCUUAACCCUUUAGAUACGAUGUAUUAACCAUUUGAAUACGAAAUACGAUAGCUUAACCCUUUACAAACUAUGGUUUAACCCUUUCAAUACGAUAGCUUAACCCUUUACAUACGAUGGUUUAACCCUUUGAAGACGAUGGCAUGGUAUCGUAUAACGGGGACGAACGAUUCAUUACGAUAAUUCUCUGAUUUUUACCAUCUCUCCAGGAGACGUCUACGAUAAUGAUGACUUAUAGUGAGAAAAGAAGCGAAACAAUAUGGUUAUCGACUCUGUGAUAAUUCAAGACAUGAUAAUCGCGACACUUCAAUAUUUCAAGAACAUCAUAUAAUCGACACGAUAUAUAAUAAUCUAAGGCAUCAUAAUCGACUACCUAAUAAGCAAUGGUUAAUAUUAAUCGACACUCCGAUAAUCAAACACAUAAUCGACACUGCAAUAAUUCAACACCAUGAUAAUCGAUAAUAAA